CCGCCGUAUAUAUGCAGAUUUUUCAACAUUUUCAAUGAAUAAAGUCCACUGAUUACUGACAAAUAUUUCUAAUCAUUUUUUUGAAGAUAAAAUGAUAGACCAGUCGACUCUGAUUUUCACAAGACCAAUCUAUAUAAAAAGCACUCUUGUAUGAAUAACUACCAUAAAAAUAUAGUAAAUUAUUGACACCCAUGUUUGGGCUCAUGAAAAUAUGGAAUUGCUGUUUUCCUCUACUGUUUGGAUCCUGUUGAGUAAAUGUGAUGAUAUUCAUGAGAAGGUUUCUUCCAUAUGCAACAAGAACUCUGUGUUUUGUUUUGCCAAAGGGUGGAAGAGAAGACCCCAGAUGUUCGGCUAGCAGAUAUAUACACUGGGGGUUCCUACUAUUUUCACUCUAUCUCUUGGCAGAGGAUUAGUCAUAGCAUAUUGGGUAUAAGCUUGCAGGUUCCUGGUUGAAAUCAACUCUAAUCUUGACCCAAAACUCAUGACACUAAUCAAACAUAUCAUCUCCCGUGUCAACUCAUGACCUACAAAUAUGAGACGGAGUAUUUUAUCCACCAAACAAAGACCUAUUGGAAAUGUUUUAUUGCACAUACAAGGUUAUCAAAACAUAUGUCAACUACUGUGUAAGAUCCGUAUGUGUAUCCCAAAGCUGUAUCACUUAGCCCUAAUUCCAUAUAUGAGAAUAUUUAUCUUGGAAAAAUAUAUUAAGAAUAUAAUGCUAGGAUAUAUCAAAGUCCUAAUCAUUACAUCUAAAGAGCUUACCAACAUAAUUUCUAGGAAGAAGGAUAAGAAAAUGCGGCCAGGCAAAACCUUAUAUACGUGGGAAGAAGUUAGAGUAAGCAAUUUGUAGCAACUAAGUUUGUUUUACUAUGUCUAUAAAGUGACUUAGCUUAGAAAUUAAGACGGGCAAAAACAUUCUUUACAAUCCAAUUUAAAAAAAAAAGGAUAUACUAUGCUCACUGGUCACCACACUAUUUGUUAGUUGGCUUAUACUAUGCUCACCGGUCACCACACUAUCUGUUAGUUGGCUUAAGUGGUGUUGUUGACGGAAAUAACAAGUACAAGGGAAAAUAUGCCAACAGUCACAAAAAUAACUAAUGUAUGAAUAAAUUACAUGUAGGAGGGAGGGGUACAUCUGAAAAAUGACUAGUAACAAAAUUGAGAAAUCUAAUUGAGCACACUAAAAAUGGCCCAAGUUCUCUCUUCUUUGGAGUGCUGCUUGAAUGUUGCUCAGGGGUAGGCUUGAAAUACAUACAAACACAAUGGGCUUGGUGGCCCAACCUGGUUCACUUAACAUUCAUUCUUAAAUGCUCAACUCUCAUCAGUUUAAGAGGAAAUCUGUGUAAAAGAGAAAGCACGUAAAUGCGGGAGGGGAUACCAAACCUGCAUAGAGGGCAAGUAAUAUAACCGGUUUCAGGAUGUUUGCUAUGAUAACCUGGGACCUUAAACCAGCCUGCAAUGCAUUUUGCAUGAAAUAUGUGGUAACAUGGCAGCAAUAUUGCCUCCUUGUGGCUCUCCUUGUGGAUAUGCUUCUUAGGAUUAGGGAAAAGUUCAUCCAUACAUUGGAGGCGAAUCAUGAGGCACUGCGGUUCGUACUUGCCAAAACAAAUUGCACAUGUUUUUCCUUCAUCCUCUUUUGCACCAACGCCAAGUUGGAAGAAAUCGUAGCCAUCCGGCACUACAAUUGGCAGAGGCAUUGGAGAUGACGGGUCGAAAACUUCCUCCUCCGGCUGCAACAGGAAAUCUUGAUACGGGGUCGGGGCACCUAGUAGCAAUGUUACAGAGAGUUGUAUUCUUACAGCAACCCCAAUUGAGAAUAACUUUGAGUUUGAGUUGGGGUUGUCAUUGAUGAGAAGAAUAAGCCGAUCACGACAUCCCUUUACCAAUACGCUUGCCAAGUCCUUCAGUCCGUCUCGGGAGACUACGGGCUCAAGGGGGGAGAGUACUUUAUCCGCAAUUAAAGUCAUCAGUUCUUCUUCUUCUUCUUUUGCAGAUCCUCCCCUGAGGAUCUUCUCCAACUCAAUAUUCUCCGCACAUUUGCCGCUCACGUCAACAUUCUCCUCAAUCCUAUACAUAAGUUGCUUGUUCCAGUCGGAUUCUUUCAUAUCCAACCACCAUGUCUUGCUAUAGGAGGUAGUCCGGUCCAAAUACAUCCUCACCAGAGACGAAUUUUUAAGAUCAGCACCGUCUUCUUCUAUGUCCAGGUCCCAUAGCAGGUCGUACUCCACUGCCAUGCUUAUCGACCGAGGAUGCCCAGGAUACUACUACUUAGAUGUCUCUGUUUAUCGCACGAAACGC
Molecule: messenger RNA, 2298 nt
Organism: Cuscuta epithymum
Lineage: Eukaryota; Viridiplantae; Streptophyta; Magnoliopsida; Solanales; Convolvulaceae
Source: the annotation of a GenBank genome assembly